Penicillium pulvis is the source of this 831-nucleotide messenger RNA. RefSeq lists its product as uncharacterized. NCBI's taxonomy places the organism in Eukaryota, Fungi, Ascomycota, Eurotiomycetes, Eurotiales, Aspergillaceae. Bases 1 to 831 code for a protein of 276 amino acids. The record is from RefSeq and is a predicted model, not a curated record. The transcript is spliced from 5 exons. Gene Ontology annotation, molecular function: oxidoreductase activity, acting on NAD(P)H, oxygen as acceptor. Gene Ontology annotation, cellular component: intracellular anatomical structure.
AUGUCUAUGAACUUUGAUGAUUGUGGUGUCAACCGCGAGGGAUUUCCCCGCCCGUUCCCCAACACCCCUUCUAAUGUCCUUGAGCAACUUCGUAUGGAUGGAAAGGUGGUUGUUGUCACUGGUGCAGCAGAUGGGAUUGGAUAUGCCGUAGCGGAGGCCAUUGCUGAGGCUGGCGGUCAUGUCGCAUUCUGGUAUAACUCAAAUGAUGUUGCAAUUGAAAAAGCGAAGGACUUGGGGGCUUCGCAUAAUGUGAAAACAGCUGCUUACAAAGUUGAUGUCUCUGUCUCCACCGAAGUCCAAGAAACCAUUGCCAAGGUAGUGCAAGACUUUGGCAAAAUGGAUGUUUUUGUUGCCAAUGCAGGCAUGGCUAUCUCAAAGCCCAUCCUGGAGCAGACCCUCGAGGAAUAUCGCAAACAAAUGUCUGUUAAUGUCGAUGGUAUUGUGUAUUGCGCAAAGUAUGCCGGUGAAGUAUUUCAGAAGCAAGGCUUCGGCAAUCUGAUCAUCACAUCAAGCAUGAGUGGACACAUUGUCAACGUGCCCACCGACCAGCCUGUUUACAAUGCCACCAAGGCAUAUGUCACUCACUUCGGCAAAUCACUUGCCCGUGAGUGGCGCGAGUUUGCUCGAGUGAACAUUGUUUCGCCGGGCUUCUUCGACACUAAGAUGGGUGCUAGUGGAUUUGCUAUCAAUGAGGCAUAUCGAAUGUCAGCCUUGGGGCGACAGGGUCACACUAAAGAAAUCAAGGGUUUGUACCUAUAUCUUGCUAGUGAUGCCUCCACCUAUAUGACAGGCAGUGAUGUGCUUAUCGAUGGAGGUUACGUUUUGCCUUAA